This is a messenger RNA of Protopolystoma xenopodis, 768 nucleotides long. NCBI's taxonomy places the organism in Eukaryota, Metazoa, Platyhelminthes, Monogenea, Polystomatidea, Polystomatidae. The record is from the annotation of a GenBank genome assembly.
AUGCACAGCGCCCAGAAGCUGAGAGUUAUCCUCUCCGUCGUGUGGUCGUUCGUCUCUACGACGAGUACAAGACUGCAUCGAGACGCUGGUGUUGGUGUUGGUGCUGGUGCUGGCGAGCUUCAGGUAAGCUGUCUUUUUUCUUACUCUUUGCCCGGUUCUCGCUGCAAUCCCGACAUUCAGGCCUCAGCCACGCCCCCAGACAACAAAGAGCCUCCUUUCCCUCCCUCUGUCUCUCUACUGCUCUCUCGCUCCUUCCAUCUCUCGUACUGUCUCUUCUCAAGAGCACGAAGCCUCCGGCUUCAAGACGACAUCCGGCCUCUGCAGACGACUGACUCUGCCACCGCCAGCUUGGCCAGUAUUUUGCCCACAGUCUGGCCGGUGGCGCGGUCCGUUUGCAUCCGAUCUCUUGUCUCUCAUUUCUGCUUUUCUCAGGCUCCCUUGCCUCCGCCUGCCCGGGAUCCUCUUGUACCAACCCUGGCUCUACAAUUUAAAGCACUUACUCUUUUAUUUGGGGUGCGUCUGAUUAUUGAAUGGACUCACUUCUUGGCUCACUGUGGUACAAGAACUGAUGGCUUCCCUACCGAACGUCUGUUUCAGUUUCAUCUCCUCUUCUCAUCCGCAGCCUCAACGGGAUUCGAACAGGGGAUGUGUGGUUCCAAAGACCCUUGGCCUCUUGAGCCCAACUCGCACGACAUGCGUCGCAAAGUCGAUCUCUCUCAACUCAUUUUGUUCGUACGAACCUUUGGUGUAGCGGUUAUAACGAGUUGA